UUUUCGCGUGUGUUUUUGUUAGCACGACUACCCUUGGAGAAAAAAAAAAAUAAAUAACCUAUAGCAACAAAUCUGAACUAUCAGAGAAAAAAAUAGCUUUAAAAAGUAUGGACGACAGCGUAAUACUGCUAGACGAUUCACAAAACAGUGUGCAGAUUGUGGAUGACGACGUGGAAGACGGAGAGCUGGAAGAUGACGUUGAAUUUGUGCCAUCCGAAGAUGUUACCCAAGAAGAGGUCGAGCCAGCCGCCGAACCGGAGAAAACUAGCACAGAUAAUGCCGAUCAGCCUUUCAUUCAGGAAGCCAACAAAGAAUGUGAGGAGAACCUUGUUUUCGAGGUGAGAUUCCACAACGAGAUGCACUUUGCCAGUCUGCAAAAACAAAUGCUGGAUGUUCUGGAACACACAUUUUCAGAAAAGCAAUUGUGUUUUCGAUCUAAUCCGGAGUGUCUGCUGAUAGCAGCCUUUGAGAAGAGCGAGGUGCAAACGGAACAGGAGUCUUCGAACAGUGAUCACCUCUUCCUGAUCGAUACUCAACCGGCGGUUAAGCUUAACGCCGCCCAGGUACCCUCAUACAAACGCUGCAACACAGACGUUCUGGAUGAGCAGACGGAGGCGAGAAAGAAACUCAAGGCGGAGGAGGUCAACAAGUGCUUCCGGCCCAAGGCGCAGUCCUCCUGCUUUAAUUGCGGCGAGACAGAUCACUCCCUCCGCGAGUGUCCCAAGCCUAGGAACAAUACCAGGAUAAUGCGGGCCCGCAAAAAGAAUAGCCACCGCAUGGAGCGGUAUCACGUGGACGCAGAGCAGCGAUUCGGUCACUUACGCCCAGGAAAGAUCAGCACAAAGACGCGUCACGCCAUGGGCUACAAUCGCGGCCAGUUGCCUUUUAUGUUCUACCGCUUGCGAGUGCUCGGAUACCCACCUGCAUGGCUGGAGGAGGCCAAGGUGCAGAGCUCGGGAAUAACGCUUUUUAAUGCUGACGGUACCGAGGUCACAAAGUCCGACGACGAAGAUGGCGAGUCCGACACCUUUAAGUACGACAUUAACAAAAUCGUGGAGUUUCCUGGCUUUAAUGUCCAUCCCGGCAAAAUAUUCGAUGACUUUAAAUACCAUAAUGUGCCGCCGUUUCAAGAACACCAAUCCAAGGCGAACUUUAUUAAAUCACUGGGCGAAAGCGUGAUCAAUGGCUACAAACGUAAGAAGCUAGUGGACCUGCCUGCCCCACAUGACCAAGUGCCCAUUCCCAGCGAGGAGCAGACCAGCUUUGGCGACUACGACAUGGAGAUUGUGGACGAGGCAGAGGAUCCUCCGUUGCCACCUUCAACGCCUCUGCCGCCACCACCUCCCCCGGAAGAAGUGGGUGGAGCACGACAACGAUCGCCAUCGCCGAGUCUGGAUGAUUUGAGGGCCCAGCAGGAGAAGCUGCUGCAGCAAUUGGAGUGUAACACUUCGCUGGACACGACGGCGAAUGAGUCGACGUCGCAGACUGACUUGGAUGACACGUCAGAGGUGGCGGUGAAAGAGGUUGAGCAAUCACUAUCAGCUCCUGCGACACCCUUUAAGGCCUCCUAUGAGGGAACGCCCUUGCUGAAAUUCUCUGUUUACGAUCGGUUACCCGUGGGUAGUAACUUCAAGGUGGGCGUCAGCGAUGUCAUCAACUUUGAGAACCUGCCGGAUUCUACCGGCAAGUACGAGCAAAUGAAGGGACUGUUGAAGAACGUGCGUGAAAAGAUGGUAAAACUGCAGAGCGAGGACAACUGACGAGUCAAAGGAUAGAUAUUUACGAGCCACAUCGCAUCCCGCCCACCAAUUGUUUAGCAUUUAAAACAUUUAAAAGCCUACUGUACAAAGCAAAUACAAAUCGAAUACUUGUA
Molecule: messenger RNA, 1873 nt
Organism: Drosophila ficusphila
Lineage: Eukaryota; Metazoa; Arthropoda; Insecta; Diptera; Drosophilidae
Product: zinc finger CCHC domain-containing protein 8 homolog
Exons: 4
Coding region: 108-1760 (550 amino acids)
Cellular component (GO): catalytic step 2 spliceosome
Molecular function (GO): RNA binding; zinc ion binding
Source: RefSeq, a predicted model, not a curated record